GGAGAACUUUAUCAAAUUUUUGUCUUUUUAAGAGUUACAGCUAUUAUUAUAUGUAAAGUAUAUGAAAUAAAUGCAGUAUGGAGCAUUCUGUGAGAAUAAAGUACUUUAAUACAAACAAACUUGUUGAAGACUGCAUUUCAAGCUCCACAACUUGGGAAAAGAUUGUUAAAGGAUGCCCUGGAUUAAAUCGUUUUAAAUACCUAGAUGAAGAAGGAGAUCUCAUUAUGGGAACAACAGACUCUGAAUGGAGUGCUGCAAUUGCUGCAGUGAAAAAGUCCAAAUCAUGUAUAUGUUUAUUCCCUAAAGGUAUUGAUAUACUUGUGGAAGGAGGACAAUUUACUUUUCGAUAUUCAACAAAACCUACUUUAGUUAAUGGAAUAAAUGUCUCAGCAGAUAAAAAGUGUGGCAAAGAUUUAGUUUGUCAAAAUAUUCAGAAUAUGCACAUUGAUGAUCCAAUAAAUUUUGCUCCUGUAGUAAAUCCAACUCUCAGUCAAUUCAAAUACUCAGGAGAGGCUCUGCGUGCAGUUGAGUUACCUUUAGGAGCAUUAGGUGGUGGCUGCAUUUCAAUUGGUGGUGAUGGUGGCUUAAGACAAUGGCAGAUUAAUAACAGAGUUGCACAUGACGCUCAUGCUCCUAAUUCUUUUUUUGCUAUUAAGAUUGGUAAUUCUGCUGUAGUCUUGCAGUCAGAUGAACUUUAUGAUGAUUCAAAGUUUCACCCUUCACCAUACAUUACAGAUCACUUUAUACCAGGUGCAUCAAGAGAUUUGUUAAAAGAACUACCUGGUGUAAAGUCUAUUGAGAUCACUGCUAAAUUUCCUGUUGUUGAAGUUGCUUACACUGAUGAUAAACUGAAAGGUUUUGAUGUACAUCUUGAAGCAUUCAGUCCUAAAGUGCCCUUAGAUUCAACUGCAAGUUCAGCUCCUGUUAUUAUUUAUGAGUUUUAUGUCAAGAACACAACCAAAGAUGAUGCAGAGGUCUCAUUAUUAAGCAGUCUACAAAACAUUGCAGGAUGGGAUUGCUACACACCAAUUACAAACCAAGUGUAUAACAGAAACUAUGGUGGUAAUACAAACUCAUUAUACACUGUUGGAUCAUUAUAUGGUAUUGACAUGUCUAAUGUUUCUUUGAAAGAUCUUGAUGCCUUUAAUGGGCAUGUUUCUAUAAUGGCUUUAAGUCAAUCUGGUGAUAAUAUGUCCACCAUGCUCCAAUAUAGUGAUGUAAAAGAUCUUUGGAAUAAUUUUAUUCAGUUUUCAUCAUUACCUGGUCAGGGAGAGACAGGUACAUCAAAAGUAGGACAAACUUAUUGUGGUGCCAUAAAUAUGAGCAGAAAAGUUCCUGCUGGUUCCUCUACUACUUUUACAUUCCUGCUGGGAUGGCAUUUUCCAAAUAGGUACAAAGACUGGGAUCCUUUUGUCAGCAUCCCUAAUACACCAAUGUAUAUAGGUACUCACUACAGCACUGUUUGGAAAACCAUUAUUGAUGUUAUAAAUUAUACAGUUACCCACUUGGCAGAUCUUCGCAAACUUACUUACAAUUUUCGUGAUAGUAUGUUUAACUCUACAUUACCAUGGCAAUUGAUUGAUAGCGCUGCUGGUAGAGUAUCAGUUUUAAAUUCACAAACAUUCAUGUGGCAUAUGGAUGGAUAUAUGUAUGCAUUUGAGGGUUGUUAUAAUUCAGCUGGUUCAUGUCCACUUAAUUGCACUCAUGUGUUGACUUUUGAAAUGGCACUUGCAUUUUUGUAUCCAGACCUUGAAAGGACAAUGCGUGAGAUUGACUUGCUUUUUCAAAUUACUCCACAUGGUGUAGUACCAAGUCGUAGUCCAUGUCCACUUGAAUUGCGACGACUUUGGACAACAUGGGAAAACUACUCUACUGAUCCUGCUUCAUGUAUGAUCUGUGUUGAUGGAGAAUUAGGAACAGUUCUUAAAACUUACAGAGAGAUUCGUCAAGGUGCAUCUAAAAGUUGGUUCAAUACAGUUUGGAAUCCAAUUAAAUUACUAAUAAAUCGAUGGCUUGAUGUUAUGGACACUGAUAAAAAUGGAAUGAUAUAUGGUCCGCAGCCAAAUACUUAUGAUGUUGCAACAUAUGGGUAUUCAACGCUGAUUGGUUUGCUCUAUUUAUGUGCAUUGAGGGCUACUGAAGAAAUGGCAAAACUUCAAAAUGAUAUAAAUUUUGCCAAAGUUUGCAGAGAUCGCUUUAAUCUUGGUACUGUUAACUUAGAUAAAGCUUGUUUUACCAACGGAAAAUGGUAUACACAUGUCAUGGACCCUGCUCAUCCAUUUAAUGUUUUAGGAAGCUGUACAUUUAUUGGUGGGAUGUACGGACAAUGGUGGGCUCACAUUCUCAAUCUUGGUUACUUACUACCACAAGAACAUAUUAAGUCACAUCUAAAAUAUACUUAUACAAGAAACUUUGUUCCAAGUUUUGAUCCAAAAACUCAAUCUCCCAGAGCAUUUUGUGAUCAAAGAGACAGUGGAUGGGUUAUAGGUGUAUGGGAUGAUGGCACAAAACCAGCUAACCCUUUAUAUUAUUCAUCAGAGAUUGCAUGGAGUGGCGUAAUUUAUCCAUUUGCUGCUAUGCUUAUCGAGGAAGGUUUGACUAAAGAAGGUUUAGAUGUUCUUGAAAAGACACGUUAUUUUUAUGAUGGUACCCGACGUAGCCCCUGGAAUGAAAUUGAAUGUGGUGAUCAUUAUGCUCGUCCAUUGUCAAGUUUUGCUCUUUUUCACAUUGCAAGUGGUCAGAACUGGUCCUACACAAAUAAAGACAAUGUACGUCUUGGAUUUCAUCCAAAAUUAAAUGCAGAUGACUUUUGUGGAUUUUUUGUAUUAGGAACUUGUUGGGGUACAUACAAACAACAGCUAAAUAGAUUAAGAAACAAUGGUUGUGCUGAGUUAAAAAUUGCAUAUGGAGAAUUGAAACUCAGUCAUUUUGAACUGAGUGUUCCUUUUACAAAUGCAAAUGUCUCAGUUGGAACUACACCUUAUUCUACAUGUGUUAAUAUGAUUGAGACAAAAACGGUCUUAACUUUCGAAAAGGUAAUUACUUUGCGUUCUGAUGAUGUGUUGACGAUUGACUUCAUGAGGUCUUGAAAAGUCAUUAAUUAUAUUUAAUUUAAUUUUUUUUGCUUUGCAAUUUUAAAAAAUUUUUUAUACUGUUUUUUAUAACUUGGAUAUUAUUAAAUACUUUCAACAAUACUUUCAAACAAUUGUAACUUUAUUUGUCGCAUUAUUCUAAAUUUAAAACAUAUGUACGUAUUUGAUAUUUGAUUUGGCACCAAAAGCCGCACUCACACUUUAAUAUAAUUUUUUAUUGAUAUUUUUAAAUUUAAAUAAAAUAUAUAAAAAAUUGGUUUUUGUUAA
Messenger RNA from Hydra vulgaris (swiftwater hydra), 3359 nucleotides. RefSeq names its product non-lysosomal glucosylceramidase. Lineage: Eukaryota; Metazoa; Cnidaria; Hydrozoa; Anthoathecata; Hydridae. Gene Ontology annotation, molecular function: beta-glucosidase activity. Gene Ontology annotation, biological process: carbohydrate metabolic process. The record is from RefSeq and is a predicted model, not a curated record.